Achroia grisella is the source of this 3619-nucleotide messenger RNA. It is a transcript of the gene S6kII, whose product is annotated as ribosomal protein S6 kinase 2 beta. The record is from RefSeq and is a predicted model, not a curated record. Gene Ontology annotation, biological process: intracellular signal transduction; protein phosphorylation. The transcript has 14 exons. NCBI's taxonomy places the organism in Eukaryota, Metazoa, Arthropoda, Insecta, Lepidoptera, Pyralidae. Gene Ontology annotation, molecular function: ribosomal protein S6 kinase activity; ATP binding; magnesium ion binding. The coding region runs from base 158 to 2473 and encodes 771 amino acids.
GUGUUGAUCAUUUGAUACGUUUUCUUGAUUGUAUGUCUGUCUUGUAGCCUCUUAUUUUCAUUUUGUGAGUGAGAAUGAGAUUAGAGUGGUUAUUGUAAUUUGAAUUUACGCUACGUUUGAGUUUCCAUUGAAUGUUUACCGAAUAAAAUUAGGAAUAAUGCCUUUGGCCAAUUCAUCGGAUCCCUGGCGAAUGCAGAAUGUCGGAGAUAACACGCGUGCUAACACAGGUCAGUCCGCUAAAAGUCUUCCAAUGGUUGUUGAAACUUCAGCAGAGUCCCGACAAGCAUCCACAGCAGAGAGUAAUGAUUCUAAUGAAGUCAACUAUGAAAGAGAAGUUGUACUUCAGGAUGUUGUUAAAGAAGGGCAUGAUAAAGCAGACCCAUCUCAAUUUGAAUUGCUCAAGGUUCUUGGUGAAGGUUCUUUUGGAAAAGUGUUCUUAGUAAGAAAAGUUAGUGGUGCUGAUGCAGGGAUUCUUUAUGCAAUGAAGGUACUUAAAAAGGCUACAUUAAAAGUAAGAGACAGAGAGCGUACAAAAAUGGAGAGAAAUAUAUUAGUUGAAAUGGGUCACCCAUUUAUUGUAAAAUUGCAUUAUGCAUUUCAGACAGCUGGUAAAUUAUAUUUAAUAUUAGAUUUUCUACGUGGUGGUGACCUAUUUUCUCGCCUUAGUAAAGAGGUAAUGUUUACAGAAGAGGACGUCAAAUUUUACUUAGCUGAGUUAGCAUUAGCAUUGGAACAUGUGCACAGGUUAGGUAUUAUAUACAGGGAUCUCAAGCCAGAGAAUAUUUUAUUAGAUGCAGAUGGUCACAUUGCCCUUACUGACUUUGGUUUAUCAAAAUUGCCACCAAGCAGUGACAAAGCUUAUAGCUUCUGUGGUACUGUAGAAUAUAUGGCUCCUGAGGUUGUUAAUAGAAGAGGACAUACAUUUGCAGCAGAUUGGUGGUCUUUUGGUGUUUUAAUGUUUGAGAUGCUUACCGGUAAUCUACCAUUUCAUGGAUCCACAAGACACGAAACUAUGACUCAAAUAUUAAAGGCGAAACUUGGUAUGCCAUCAAAUCUCAGUGAAGAAGCUCAGUCAUUACUCCGUGCAUUAUUUAAACGGAAUCCUCAUAAUCGAUUGGGUGCAGGCCCGAAUGGCAUUGAGGACAUAAAACAACAUGAAUUUUUUGCAAACAUAGAGUGGGAUGCACUUUUAAGGAAAGAGGUGGUGCCACCAUUUCGACCGGCUGUCUCUAGAGCUGAUGAUGCUUUUUACUUUGAUUCUGAGUUCACAUGCCGUACACCAAGAGACUCUCCGGGUGUUCCAGCAUCUGCUAAUGCACAUGAACUCUUCAGGGGCUUCAGUUUCGUCGCACCGUGUCUACUGGAUGAUGAUAACAAUAAAACGGUCACUAAUAACCAAAAUCAAAAUCAUGUUGCACCAAACAAUAAAACUUCCAGUGAAGACUUCUGGGCCGGUUUUGUCAAUAGGAACAAUUUUUUUGAUGAAUAUAGAUUAAUGGGAGAAUUAGGUACAGGAUCGUUUUCAGUAGUUCGUCUUUGUGAACAUAAAACUUCUAGAGUUCAGUAUGCAGUUAAGAUAAUGGAGAAAUUACAGUAUGAUCCUCGAGAAGAAAUAGAGAUUUUACUAAGAUAUAGUCAGCAUCCGCAUAUAAUUACGUUACGAGGUGUGUAUGAGGAAGGUGACCGUAUCCUCGCGGUUACCGAGUUAUGUCGCGGUGGAGAGCUCCUGGAGCAUAUAACACAACGACGUUAUCUUCCAGAGCAUGAAACUGCACCUAUACUGAGGAAUGUUGUGCAAGCAAUUUAUUAUUUGCACAGACAUACAGUUGUACACAGAGAUAUAAAACCAUCAAAUAUACUAUUUGCUACUGCUGAAAAGAGGCCGGAAGAUAUUCGUUUAGUAGACUUCGGACUGGCAAAGCAAUUGCGAGCCGAGAAUGGGCUACUAAUGACACCGUGUUAUACUGCAAACUUUGUAGCGCCCGAGGUGCUCAAACGUGCCGGAUAUGAUGCAGCUUGUGAUAUUUGGAGUUUAGGUGUGCUAGCUUACAUAAUGCUCUCGGGUCGAACACCGUUUGCGUCAACAGGGGAUGAUACACCUGAGGCCAUAUUGGCAAGAAUUGAGUCUGGGAAGGUGGAGUUGUCCGGCGGAGUGUGGCGCGGCGUAUCGGGCGAGGCUCGCGGCUGCGUGCGCCGCAUGCUGCAGCUGGAGCCGGGGCUGCGGCCGUCCGCCGCCGACCUGCUGCGGGAGCCCUGGCUCUCCAACGAGGUCGCCCGCGCGCCCCCGCUCGAGCCCCUCACUGACACAGAAGCCCCGCCGCCCGCCGCCGAUCUCAGACGUGCUGUCGACCUUACUUUCCAGGCGAUGACAUCAUCGCCAUUGACUCCACAAGUGUUGGGUCCAGUUUCGCAGUCGACGCUUGCGCAGCGUCGCAGCAAACCACAACGACGAUACCCGCCUACGCAGCUUUAGACGUCAGUCCAGGUAUACGAACAAAUGACUUGUUAGUGACCACUAGCUAUGGACGUAACACAUAUGAAAACAUAAUAUCAGUCAUUCGACGCAAGACAUUUAGACAAGUCAAUGUUUGAAAUUGAUGCUAUUUUGAAGCAGGCGUCAAAUGAACAAAAUUUUUUACACAAUGCCAGGUUUUUUACGAAAUUGAAUUUGUAAUGACGAAGAAUAAUCAUGGUACUUCAAUCCUGUAGCAUAAUUUAGUUAAUAAUAUAUUGCUUUAUUAAAGAAGAUCAACGUUAUAGAACAUUCCAUCUACAAUUAUUUAUUUACAUCGUAUAUACAAAAUGUACUAGUUCAAAGUGUUAGAAAAUGUUAUAAUAUUGAAUAAAUAAAAUUUGUCUUCCUUCAAAACGCGUACAUUUUAAGCAAGAUAACUAUAUAUUUUUAUAUUUUUCUUUCCCACCUAUUUAAGUUUAUAGUCUUUCUGUGCCAUUCAUCAAUAUGAUCCUAAAUUAUAAGAUUAAAAACUCGAAAGCUUUAUAAUCUGUCACUUUAAAUGUUGCUCUAAGUAACUGUACUUUAAUAUACAUAUGUUUAUUUUUAUACAGUAUUAAUCACCUGCAUAAAAUUGUUUGUUAUCAUUAUUUUUAUUGUGUUUUACAUUAUUAUUUUUAGGACAAGAUGUUGUUCAUAUUUUUGUAAGACAGUAUCCAUUAGAAGUAAGUAUUAAUAUUGAUGGUAAAUACUAUAGCAGUGAUUAGUAUUUUCGCUUUGAAUAAAAUCGUGGUAUGAAGAUUUCGUUUUGUCUAAUACAAGACAAAACGAAUCUACAGUCUGUAUAUCGCGUAGAUUAAGGUUUAAAUAGUAAAAAAAUAUUAAUUGCAUUUUAUAUCAGCAACUGUACAAGUUACGUACAUGUAGUGUAACAGGAAUAUAUGUCAAUAUUAAUCUAUUUACGUUCAAUUAUUGCCAUAUCAAAAAGGCCUAAUUAAUACACGCGGUCCAUACAUAAUAUUAGUGUUCUGUUACCUAAGACUUAUAGUAUCUUUAAGACUUAUUGUAAACUCUUAUUAGAUCAAAAUUCUUGCUGUCCAAUCACAUGUAAUUUUGUAUAGGUUUGCAGUACGAAACCUGUAAUAAAAAAGUAUUAUUUCUUUCCUC